GCCGGAUUCCAGGGUCAGCCUCUCACCGGUAGCUCCGGUCUGUACGCUGGAGCUCGACGGACUUUCCGUCUGGAGGGACGUUUUAAAGGAGAAUAAGGAAGAGGCAAACCGACGUAGAAAAGUGACUCGUCAGCGCAACUUUCAAACUGACUCACCGACAAUUUCAACACAUUUAAAGGAGGAUUAAUGACUUAUUGCUUCGUUUCAAGUACGUGUUCCGCUUCGGCGUGACUCACGCAUCCACCGGGACAGCUGCUUGCCUCCGUGUCUGCCGGGCCCCGCGGCGGGAGCUGCUGAACCGGGUCACCGCUGGAAUUGCUCGGCCCCUGCCAGGUAAAAGGCGUGGCGCUGGGCGGGAUGCUUUGUUCCAACUUCACCUGAAUGAGUGUGUGUGUUAGUAACCUGAGAGCUGGGCCGAGCUGGAGGCUGUGUUGAGGAACUGUACUCGCGGUUUAUGUCCCUCACAUGAAAAUAUUGCUGUUUACAACCUCACGGGCCUCGGGAGCGCGGACACGCCAUGAACCCUAAUGACAGAUCGAUCUUUUUGGAGGUUUGACCCUUGGGACCAACGAGUGGAAACUGGGUCACAGUGGUUUCAGUACUUAACUAUUUAUUGACCGGUGGAUAUACCGAGGUCAUGGCGUUGUCUCAGAUCCAGUGUCUGGACGAUCACCACGUCAACUGGCGCGUGAGCGAGAGCAAACCGGAGUUUUUCUACAGUGAGGACCAACGGCUGGCGCUCGAGACUCUCAUCUCCAAGGGCCGCGAUGCAUUCACGGACUACAUCCGCCAGAGUGGCGUGCGGCAGUUCCUCUCGGAACCGGAGCAGGAGCUCAUUGCACACAAAGCGGAAGCCUACCGGCCUGGGCACGAGCAUCACCAGAAGCCGGAGACGCCAGGGCCGGGGAACAUCACCCCCGGGUCCGAGGCAGACGGGGGAGAUGGCGAUGUGUCGCUCCAGUACUGGCCAGACCGGUCUGAGGCCUCAGUGGCGGAGCUGGAUCUCGGCUGGCCCGAGGCGAUUUCGUACCGAGGGGUCACGCGCGUGACCGUGUACACCCAACCUCCAACCGAUGGUCAGACGCACAUCAAAGAGGUGGUGCGCAAGAGCAUUGCAUCAGCCCAGAAGGUGAUAGCCGUGGUGAUGGAUUCGUUUACAGACGUGGAUAUUUUUCGAGACCUGCUGGACGCGGGCUACAAACGCAGAGUUCCUGUGUACAUAAUGAUCGACAUGGCUGCAGUCCCCUGCUUUCUUUCCAUGUGUGGCAGAGCUGAUAUGCACCGUGGACACCUAAAGAAUCUGCGUGUGCGCUGCUGUGGAGGCGUGGAGUUCUUCACACGGUCUGCACAGAAAAUGCGUGGAUCACUGAGCCAGAAGUUCCUCCUUGUAGAUGGAGACAGAGCCAUCUCUGGCUCAUACAGCUUCACCUGGUCCUCAUCUCGUUUGGACCGUAACCUCAUCACUGUGAUCACAGGACAGGCCGUGGAGACCUUCGACCUGCAGUUUCGUGAGCUUUACCUCUUGUCCAGAAGUGUGUCUCUUAACAAGGUUCCCAUGGUAGAUGAACCAAUCCCUGACCCGAUCCCUCAGGCAGCUCCUGCUCCGCUGUCAGCUGCUGUAGCCAGGAAGCUCAUCAAUCCCAAAUAUGCACUUGUUGCCACAGGAACUCACCCAAGUCCCUCUUCUUCUGACCAAAAUUCCAGCAACAAAAACUCCCAGAAUCCCGGUGGGCUAAAAAUGAUGAAAGGACGUCUCAAGCAUGUUACUGAAGAGCCACCCAUACAUCCAGGAUUAGCUGAUCUGGAGAAAGCAUACCUGAUCCCGUACCUGCCCACCUGGCCAGAGCCAGACCCACCAAGCGACGUGAUUGGCUUUAUCAACAUCAGGGAUGAAAAGCGAGCCAAUCAGGUUCACUUACAGAGGUCAGAGAGAUUUGAGGUCAGCCAGGCUAUACGCUUCAGUUCUCCACUGAUGCUACCACCAACUGAGGAACCUGCUUUAGGUCGAGGUGCAAACAUUGCAGGGGCAACAGAAAAUCCUUCUGGGAGUGCAAGUAAAGACACCUCUACUCCUGUUAGUCCCACCAAUAAACAGCUCACACAGCAAACACACAGAGCUCAGAACAAUGAUCAAACUGAUGCAACAGAUUCCAGAGGCCCCCCUCAACAGCCAAACACACCUUUAACACAAGACACAAACAAAGGAAAUGCACACACCCCUGCAUCACCAUCCAGUGUUACUGCUGAUUCACAGCCAACAGACAAUGUGAAGCAAACUCCAAAAACUCCACAAACACCUCCUGUUCCUAAACGCCGCACACUGCAGUUAGUCAUAGAGCCCACCUCCUCAGAGCAGCCUGGCCAACCACAGGUCAGUCUGAUGAAAAUGGACCAAUUGGAAAGCCCAGAUGGCUUUGGAGAAACGAGAACCCAGGAAGAGCUGACGCCAGGUCGUGGUUACAUAGCAUCAAAGGAUGAUGACAGGGAUUCAGGCAGUAACGGUGACGGCAGCCAGGACAGCACCAAGGUCAUAUGUGACCAAGCAGCCAAUGAUGAUCCGUCGAGCACUUCCACGGUAUCAGAAGAGGAGUUUUUUGACUGUUCCCAGCCAGAGCCAAGAGAUCCGCUGACCAACGGAGUGACAACAGGGUCAGGCCGUGGGCAUCGCCAAGGAGAUGCGGUCAACAUGAUGGCCCGCCUCUCCCAGAGCAUGCUGGAUCUGCGGGAGCCCAGCCAGUCAGAGGACAGCGCUGCCCUCAUCCGCCAAUCACAGCAGCUCCGCAGACAAGGAAACCCCUCACCACAUAGGCACAUAGGACAGUUGUUCCAGACCUCGAGAUCUCCAGGUCGUGAUACGCGACCAAGAGGAGCUAAAGUAGUCAUUGCCAAACCAGGAAGUUUUCACCGCCCUACCCGAGCAGCUGGCCCCGUGAUUGGAGGACACCGUUACUGGCAGGGUCAGAUGCUGCAGCCUGACUCGGCUCAGCUGGGCGUACAGACGCGCUCCGGUCGGUCGCCACGGCGCCACAGCCCGAGUUACAGGAAGGUGGAUCACAGCUCACCACAGCCGCCAGGCAACCCAUCGGGGUUACUCGGAGUAUCUUUCUCAAAACUGAGCAAUUUAAGACACUUGAGGGCACGAGGUGGAGCUUCGCAGAAGAAAGUCGCUCAAAACAACAAGGCUGCUAGGUAGAACUGUGAGCCAGUGCAGGUACGCGUGGAUUGUUGAUACUGUCUUCCUGCUAAGAAUGUGGUGACUCCUCAGUGUGGAAUCUUCUCUAUCUAUAGCAUGCAUGUCUGCCCUGUUUUCAAACCCUGAGUCUCAAAAUGCAGGGACUAUUUAAUUGGGAUUUUUGACUAUGUCAACAGGAGUUGGCAGUUUGAUUUGAUGAUAUGUCUAAGAGGUAUUGUCUAUAAAUUAAUCUCAUCACCUCUGAAUCCACUGCUUCCUUGUUAAAGGUGCUUGAUUGGAUGGUUUCAGUAGUGUUUGGUGGAAAAUAAACUGAUGGAUAAUCAGAUGAUAUUUGUAUGCAUACAAACAUGUAUAAAGACACAUUUUUUAGCAUGGAUCCAUCCAUUUGGUUUAUCAGAGAGCUGUCAUGAGAUUUCUACCAGAGGGAGGGGAUUUUGUAUAUGUUAACCAGUCUUAAGAGACACAGAUGUAACAAAUGUGGUCCACAGCUCACUCAACUGGCACUUCACUUUUGUAAACAAUCUUUUGAACAGAUAUUUCUGAAUUACUUCAACUACUUUUCUUUUUCUGAAUUUUGCACUGUGCAAAAAUGAAGAUCAUGGCCGAUCAGCCGAUUAUGUCUCCCCACUGAUGUAAGAGUCAGGUUUCAUGUUGAUGCCAAUGUGACUGGUUGCUGAUGGUGCUAGGGUAAGGCUACUGUAUUGAUUGUUUUCCCGUAUUUGGCAGAUGUACUGGAUUCCCUGUACAGAUUUAGAGAACUAGUUUAUUAUGCAUAUUUUGAAUACUGACGUGGGACCAAAAGGUAAUGUUGUAAAUAAAAAGGCAGAUUGUUGGAAAUAAUCCACAACCGUUUGAUGAUUGUGUACGUGUACACUGAGGUAUUUUUAAGUAUGGCUACUUUUGCCUCAUAGACUGCAAAAAAAUAUAAUUGUAGCUUUUAGCUUUCUCAAAGUAUUUUUGAAGCCUGGAGUUUGGGUUUGGCAUAAAAUUAUCAUCAGGGCAACAGGGUGUUUUUUUUCCCUUUUGCUGGGAUUUUUGAACACAGCCACACAAGCAGAAACGGGUCUGGUAGGACAAGUAGUAUGAACUGUAACCAAAUAAAUAGUUCAGUGAGAUUCAAAGUUCAUUUUUUAUUCAGGAGACAGAAGUAAAAAAAAAAUCUCACCACAAGAUCUGUUUAGUAGAUCUAUAGUAUUUUAUCAUACUUAUUUAGUUGAGAAAACAAAUUCACAGACACAGAUUAUUACCAAAACUGUGUAUUGGAAGAUUUUUAAACUACAUUUUGUAGUAACUUUUUGUUAAACUCCAUACUAAUCAUAACCAACCAUACUUACUGUACUUGAGCAAGCAUGGAUUUAUCCCAUAUAAACAGAACACUGGAUUCAAGUAAGGUCUGUUGGGCAAGUUGGUGAUAUUGGUUUAUGCCUUUCAACAAUGACGUUGGGUCAAAAACUGCCUAAAAAUAA
Messenger RNA from Chelmon rostratus (copperband butterflyfish), 4659 nucleotides. RefSeq names its product protein FAM83G (gene sack1gb). NCBI's taxonomy places the organism in Eukaryota, Metazoa, Chordata, Actinopteri, Chaetodontiformes, Chaetodontidae. The transcript is spliced from 5 exons. Bases 638 to 3193 code for a protein of 851 amino acids. The record is from RefSeq and is a predicted model, not a curated record.